AUGCCCCUGCCCCCCAUGGGGUCUGCCAUGGCAGCACAGGGACACAGUCCUAUCACCUCCCACAACCCCUCCAGCCCCCACAGAGACCUCAUGUUUACUGGGGAAGAGACCGUGGACAGCCAUUACUGUAUGAGAAACCAUUCAUGUAAAAUAUCAAUUGGAAUUGUUCUCACAGUCAUCAUUAUAGUGACCAUCUGCGGUAAUGUGGUGGUGUGCCUGGCUGUUAGAUUUAACCGGCGGCUCCGCACCCUGACUAACUGUUUCAUUGUCUCUUUGGCUGUUACAGACCUGAUGCUGGGCCUGCUAGUGCAGCCCUUUGCAGCCCUAUAUGAGGUCUCCAAUCAUAGAUGGUACUUAUCAUCUAUCUGGUGCAAUAUUUACACUAGUCUAGAUGUCAUGCUGUGCACAGCCUCCAUCCUGAAUCUCUUCAUGAUCAGCCUUGAUCGCUACUAUGUUGUCACAGCACCACUUCGCUACACCACUUUGGUCACUCCUCGACGGGUGGUGAUGGUUAUGGUUUUUAUCUGGGUGGUGUCAAUCAUGGUCUCAUUUUUACCCAUUCACUUGGGCUGGAACACUAAUGGUACAAUAAUCCAUGACUCUGACCAGUGCAAUUUGGGUGUCAAUUGUAUUUAUGGACUGGUGGAUGCUUUGCUUACGUUCUAUAUCCCUUUAGUUAUCAUGUGCACCACAUACUAUCGGAUUUUCAAAAUAGCCAGGGAACAAGCUAAGAGGAUCAACAAUGUCCCUUGUAACAAAAAAGUCCAUCAUGCAUUGCCAACUGUGAAUGAGCACAAAGCCACUGUGACUCUUGCAAUUGUGAUGGGAGCUUUCAUUAUUUGUUGGUUUCCUUAUUUCACAGUGUUCAUAUUCCGAGGCAUCUACGGGGAUGAUGCAGUGAGUAAAGAACUGCUGUCUGUUGUCACAUGGCUUGGGUAUGCCAACUCAGCUUUGAACCCUAUCUUGUAUGGUACUCUGAACAGGGACUUCAGGACUGCUUAUCAGCAAUUAUUCAGGUGUCAGAGGGUGGGGCCAGAUGCAAGAAAGACUCCCUUAACACCUCUCCCCAGACACCAGAUGAGAGACAAGACCUGUGAAGAGACAUUGAGUAAUCAAGAAGAUAUACUUCUUCAGUUGCAUGAGAGAAAUGGAAAGGAGAACGCUCUCACCCAAGAUGGCUUGGAAAGGCACCCCAAUCCACCAUGUGAUGCAUCAUCUUCCACUAUCCUGUCAUCUUUUCGAAGUCUGUGGUUGGCCAAGUUCCUUCCCAAGAGGAAUGUGUGGAUCCCAGUGUUUGAUGGGCCAGUGACAAAUUCUCAGAAAACAGGGCACUCUUCUACACCCCACACAGUUAUCUACUGGGUCUUUUCCUGAGUCAGAACCUGCUUGUUUGUGAAGACAAAUAUAGAGCAUGAUGACCCAACAUGGCUUAAAAAUGGCUUGGAGAUUGUUGCAUUUGGUCCAUCAAUCCAGUUUGUUCAUGGUUAUGUGCUAGGGAGCUUUUAAGCAAGGAAAUGGAUUUCACCAUAGCACCCCUGGAUGUAAUAUAUAGUGUGCUCACACAUGUGCAGAUGCACACACACAAACAAACAAGAACAUGGAGAUUAGUGACUGCAUGUAGUAUAGUGGUGUGUAUGCAAUCAGGAGGCAAAACUUCAUUGACUUCCUUGUCAAUUGUUCAAGGUUCUCCUACUCCAGAUCCAACUAGAUGAAAGGCAGUGGCUUCUCUGGAGUCUGUGGGACACUCUGCCUUCCUUAUAAGAGCUCUAAGAUGAUUUUGGGCCUUCAUACUCCCACCUAGUGCAAUUUCAGAAUCUUUCCUUGUAUGUCUCAUUUUUCGUAGCAUAAUGUGCUUGUUCAUUUAUCCCGAGCCCUCACUUCCUACUCCUAGCCCUAAUGUACAGGCAUCAGAGAAGAUGAUAACACAUCAUUUGUCAUAUAUGAUUCAAAUGAGAGAGAGAGAGAGAGAUGUGGAAUACCAAAGCAAUAGAGAGAAAAUGAGGGUGGGUUUGGAGGGUUUGCUCUUUUUGCCUGCCCAUGAUGACCCAUUGGUUGUAUCUGUUGUCUUCUGCCCUGUUAGAGCACAAGCCAGGUAUCUCUAUAAUGUCCUUCCUGACAGUAUUCAGUCAUAUAUUUCAUUUUUAAUAAUGUGUGGUUAGAAAUCUUCUGCUAAAGCACAUUUCAUAAAAAUGGAGCAUUUUGAAAUUUUAAUACAUUUUAGCUUCCAAACAUAAAUAAUGUUUGGAUUCUAAUGAUCAAAACAUUGGUCAUUAGCAUAUUUCAGUUCAAAAACAUCACUGGGAAAAAUCAUAGCACUUCUUUGCAGAAAAAUGUUGCGUCUCAUUGACCCAUUUUUUGUUUUAUGCCGGUUUAACUUGCAGUUUACAGUUCAAUAAUAGACUUUGGCUGUGUUCAUAUUUGAAAGUCUUGUGGUUUGGUUUGGUUUUUGUA
Eublepharis macularius is the source of this 2451-nucleotide messenger RNA. It is a transcript of the gene HRH2, whose product is annotated as histamine receptor H2. Bases 1 to 1374 code for a protein of 457 amino acids. Gene Ontology annotation, biological process: chemical synaptic transmission; gastric acid secretion; positive regulation of vasoconstriction. Gene Ontology annotation, cellular component: membrane; dendrite. Gene Ontology annotation, molecular function: G protein-coupled serotonin receptor activity; neurotransmitter receptor activity; histamine receptor activity. Lineage: Eukaryota; Metazoa; Chordata; Lepidosauria; Squamata; Eublepharidae. The record is from RefSeq and is a predicted model, not a curated record. The transcript is spliced from 4 exons.